Messenger RNA from Coccinella septempunctata (seven-spotted ladybird), 3138 nucleotides. It is a transcript of the gene hrg, whose product is annotated as poly(A) polymerase type 3. Bases 208 to 1995 code for a protein of 595 amino acids. The transcript has 9 exons. Lineage: Eukaryota; Metazoa; Arthropoda; Insecta; Coleoptera; Coccinellidae. Gene Ontology annotation, molecular function: poly(A) RNA polymerase activity; RNA binding. The record is from RefSeq and is a predicted model, not a curated record. Gene Ontology annotation, cellular component: nucleus.
UGAGUUCAGUGCUUCGUCUGUCAUCACGUCAUAAUGUGUCUUCCUUGAGUGAGAAACGAAACAUUAUUCAUCUAAAUAAGUAGUGUUUAAUUUUUUAUGUUUGUGUGUGUAGGAAUUAUUACCUCGUGUUUAUUUUCGUGAAGAUUUUUCCAAUACCAUAAAAUAUUAGUACUAUUGUGAGUGUUUUUUACAGAGCCUAAUAUAACUAUGUGGUCCAGUCAAAAUAGCAAUCAGCAAACUAAAGAAAAUGAGGCAAAUAAGCCAUCUACUCUUGGGAUGACUUCUGCCAUAUCUACAGCUUAUCCUAAACCAUCAGAUGUAGUUAAAACGAAGGAAUUAAUUGAAGCAUUGAAACCUUUUGAUUUGUUUGAAUCAGAUCAAGAACUCAAUCACAGACUAGUGAUAUUAGGAAAAUUGAACAUGUUGGUGAAGCAAUGGAUUAAAGAUACAUCUAUUGCCAAAAACAUACCAGAAAGUAUUGCUGAAAAUGUUGGAGGGAAAAUAUACACAUUUGGAAGUUACCGACUUGGUGUACAUAACAAAGGAGCAGAUAUAGAUGCUUUAUGUGUAGCUCCAAGACACAUUUAUAGAGAAGAUUUUUUCAGCACUUUUUAUGAACUACUGAAGCAACAGUCUGAAGUUACAGAUCUCAGAAGUGUAGAAGAGGCCUUUGUUCCUGUGAUCAAAAUGAACUUUGAAGGUAUAGAAAUAGAUAUGCUCUUUGCUAGGCUUGAUCUGAAGGAGAUUCCCGAUACCAUGGAUUUACAAGAUGAUCUUCUCCUGAGGAAAUUGGACCAGAAGUGCGUGAGGAGCUUGAAUGGAUGUCGAGUGACAGAUGAAAUCCUAAGAUUGGUGCCUAAUAUAGAGAAUUUCAGGUUAACGCUGAGAACAAUCAAGCUGUGGGCAAAAAAACAUGGAAUUUACAGUAACGUAUUAGGAUAUCUUGGUGGUGUUUCCUGGGCCAUGUUGGUUGCUCGUACCUGUCAGCUUUAUCCUAAUGCAGCUCCGGCCACCCUGGUGCAGAAAUUUUUUUUGGUGUUCUCCCAGUGGAAGUGGCCACAACCUGUUCUAUUAAAGCAGCCCUCAAGCGUGAAUCUGGGCUUUUCAGUUUGGGACCCAAGGGUUUAUGUACAAGACAGAUAUCACCUGAUGCCGAUCAUAACCCCCGCAUACCCCCAACAAAAUUCCACAUUCAAUGUUUCUGCUUCUACACGGUCAAUUAUGGUUGAAGAAUUCAAACAAGGGUUACAAAUAACCGAAGACAUAAUGCAGAACAAGGAAAAAUGGGAGAAGCUAUUCGAACCAUCACAGUUUUUCCUCAAAUACAGACAUUUCAUUGUGUUGUUGGUUAGUGCAAAUACCGCUGAAGACCACCUGGAAUGGUGCGGAUUGGUGGAGAGCAAAGUUCGUUUGUUGAUAGGUAAUUUAGAGAGAAAUCAGUACAUCACAUUGGCCCAUAUCAACCCGGAAAGCUUCAGUCUCUUGGAAGCCCAGAAACAGCAGAAUCAGCAUUGCAUCAUGUGGUUUAUCGGUUUGGAAUUCGCGAAAUCGGAACAUUUAAAUCUAGAUCUGACGAUCGACAUUCAAAACUUCAUAGAAACCGUCAAUAAGCACGCUCUGAAUAUCAAUAUGCUCAAAGAAGGUAUGGCGCUCGAAGCGAAAAGCGUCAGAAGAAGACAGCUCACACAGUACGUGUCCAUUAGUUUAAUAAAGAGAGAAAGGAAAACAUCGACUAACAAAGUAGAAACAAAGAAACGUCUGUCAGAUACGAAUACUCAAGAGGUAGAGAACAAAAAGUCUAGGUUAUCAACUGAAAUUCAAGGAGUUUCGUGUGAUGAAAGCUCCAACACUUCCGCGACUCUCCAAUGUAACGAGGACUCGAACAGCAACUUUAGUUCAAAUGAAGAAGUAAAUGGGGUACCACCAAAAGCAACAACAAAAAAAACAACCACGACAGAAAAAUCUCAACCGACAGAAGAAGCCGUAUGUACUUGAUAAAACCAUCGGAGUGAAAUUUGAAAAGCGGACAGAAUUAUGUUUUAGGUGGCAAUCAGGAUAUCCUAAAAAAUGGCACCUAAUUCACGUACGUAUCUUAAUUUUAUUCCAGGAAGUAAAUGUGGCGAUGAUCAAGUAGAAUAUUAUCGCAAAAACGUGCAAUGUACAACUCGAUCUAGAUGUGGAUUUGUGAACGUGAAUCAGUGUGCUGAAAAAUUUUUGUACAUAACUACGGCCCAUCCUCUAACCCCCAAAAUAUUUAUGUUUUGUUUUAAAAACUUUUUUAUACUCUUAGUAUUUCAUAGAAGUUAUUCGUGUCUUUUGCUUUGCGGUAAUAUUUUACGGGUGCACACUCAGCAAUCCUCUUUGAUAUUCAGUUUGUUUUAAACUUUUUGUUGUUAUACUAUCGUUAUCAUUUUGUUGAAAAUCCUUGUGGUUGACAAUCUUUUUCAUAUCCAGAUCUAGACAAAUCGGAAUAAAAGGGCCUGACUAAUCAGCAUUCAUGCUGUGUUAAUAACCGUGUUUUGAGAUUAAAAAGAUUCUGUUCAGAUAUCAAAGAAAAAAAUUUGGACUAGUUGUCCAAGGAGAUCGAGUUUCAGCGAUUAAAAGGUACUUUCUAGUGCCUUGAAGUUUCGAGAAAAUUACUGGUAGAGAAAGUUACUGAUGAUGAAACAUCUUUGACUCCUUCCAAAACAUUCAUUCAAUGAUACCAGAUGAAGUUCACUGACUCGGAGAUGAGAUUUCCAAGAAUCGUUUGGAAUAAUUUGAAAUUGACAAACUGAAGUGAAUCAAAUAGGAUCUGUUUUUUGUUCACCCUAAACGUUACAUGCCUCUCACUUGGGUUAGACACAUUACAAGAAAUUUCUAGAGAUUUUAUAUUUAUUUUGUUAUUGUGUUUGUUCAUCAUCAUAAGCCCAUAUUCACUCAUUUUUUCUCUGAAAGGAAAUUAUUGAUUUAUUCAACUCGCUGAUUAGUUCCUUUUUGUUUCAUUUACACGGCGUCUCUCAAAACGGGGAAAGAAAGCUGUUAGAGGUUAUUUUUUUCUGAGAAAUACUAGGUUUACCAUUUAGGAUUAUUUCACAUGUAAAUAUUUAGAUUUUUGACCUGUAAUCCAAAAUCUCUGAAUAAAUAUUUUCCCCAAUA